AUGUGCUGCGACAUGUCCGCCCCAAUGCCCGCCGUUGUGCCUGUGGUUAUUUUCCUUCACGGAUUGGGAGAUACUGGGCACGGAUGGGCAGAAGCCUUUGCAGGUAUCAAAAGUUCCCACAUCAAAUACAUCUGUCCACACGCGCCUGACAUGCCAGUCACAUUAAAUAUGAAUAUGGCUAUGCCUUCUUGGUUUGGUAUCAUUAGACUUUCACCAGAUUCCCAGGAGGAUGAAUCUGGAAUUAAACAGGCGGCAGAAACUGUAAAAGCCUUGAUAGAUCAAGAAGUGAAGAAUGGCAUCCUUUCUAACAGAAUUAUUUUGGGAGGAUUUUCUCAAGGAGGCGGGUCUAUCAAUAGUGCUAAUCGGGAUAUUUCUGUUCUCCAGUGCCAUGGAGAAUGUGACCCUUUAGUUCCUCUAAUGUUUGGUUCUCUUACUGUUGAAAGACUAAACGCAUUGGUAAAUCCAGCCAAUGUAACCUUCAAAAUCUAUGAGGGCAUGAUGUACAGCUCAUGCCAGCAGGAAAUGAUGGAUGUCAAGCACUUCACUGAUAAGCUCCUACCUCCAAUUGAUUGA
Messenger RNA from Grammomys surdaster, 573 nucleotides. Its product is annotated as acyl-protein thioesterase 1-like. The transcript is spliced from 2 exons. The record is from RefSeq and is a predicted model, not a curated record. Gene Ontology annotation, molecular function: carboxylic ester hydrolase activity; palmitoyl-(protein) hydrolase activity. Gene Ontology annotation, cellular component: cytoplasm. Lineage: Eukaryota; Metazoa; Chordata; Mammalia; Rodentia; Muridae. Gene Ontology annotation, biological process: protein depalmitoylation. Bases 1 to 573 code for a protein of 190 amino acids.